CGCGAGGUCAGUAAAGGCGUCCGAAUCUGAAACUCCAUAGCACAAGUUAUUUUGGGAUUAUUAUGGCAAGUAGAAAGACAGUUAACGAAAUGAUAAUUCAGAUUAUGUCUGAUAUCAUUCGGGACCAUCAGUUCGACAUCAUCUGCGUUAUCCUCAUCUACCUCCGAAGCAUUACCCGGGGACGACGUUUCACUAAUACCACUAAUCGAUCCAGAUAUUCAUAUAUCCGGCGGAUACCUGAACAGGUUAGACGGCUGACCCGACUUACUGGUGUCACUGAUGUGGCUUGUAUAGAAAAUUUGAGAAUGGAUAGAAACGCCUUUGGGAGGCUGUGUAUUAUGCUUCGGCAGACAGGUGACGUUGUGGACGGUCGGUAUGUUACCGUGGAGGAACAAGUAGCAAUUUUUCUGUCAAUUUUGGCGCAUCACAAGAAGGUUCGAGUAGUGAAGUUUGAGCAUUGGAGGUCAGGGUAUACUGUUUCCAAGUAUGUCCAUGCUGUCUUGCGGGCUGUGAUUAAGCUUCAUCGUACAUUCUGGGUGGUGCCCGAUGCUGUGGGUGACGACUGUGAGGAUCACAGAUGGAAAUGGUUCAAGGGGUGCUUGGGAGCCCUUGAUGGCACGUACAUCAACGUGCAAGUUCCUAAUGCUGACAAGCCUCGCUACCGCUCACGAAAGGGUCAGAUUUGCACUAACACUCUAGCCGCUUGUGAUCGUAGUAUGAGAUUCGUGUACGUUCUCGCCGGUUGGGAAGGCUCUGCCGGGGAUGCUCGUGUCCUAAAGGAUGCCGUUAAUCGGGAACAUGGCUUCAAAGUUCCACGAGGAAAUUAUUAUCUAUGUGAUAAUGGGUAUGCAAAUUGUGAAGGAUUCCUAACACCCUAUAAAAGUGUCCGAUACCAUCUCAAAGAAUGGGGCCCGGCAAGUGGAGCCCCUCAGAAUCCACGAGUACCUCUUACUACCCGGUGA
This is a messenger RNA of Salvia splendens (bonfire salvia), 962 nucleotides long. RefSeq lists its product as uncharacterized. The transcript is spliced from 5 exons. The record is from RefSeq and is a predicted model, not a curated record. NCBI's taxonomy places the organism in Eukaryota, Viridiplantae, Streptophyta, Magnoliopsida, Lamiales, Lamiaceae. Bases 63 to 962 code for a protein of 299 amino acids.